This is a messenger RNA of Metarhizium brunneum ARSEF 3297, 813 nucleotides long. RefSeq lists its product as uncharacterized. Gene Ontology annotation, cellular component: fungal-type cell wall. The record is from RefSeq and is a predicted model, not a curated record. NCBI's taxonomy places the organism in Eukaryota, Fungi, Ascomycota, Sordariomycetes, Hypocreales, Clavicipitaceae. Gene Ontology annotation, molecular function: structural constituent of cell wall. Gene Ontology annotation, biological process: fungal-type cell wall organization.
AUGAAGGCCUCUCAAGUUCUCGCUGCUGGCGCUCUCGUCGCCCCUGCCCUGGCUCAGAACCGCACCGAGAUUGUCACCAUCACCGACACUGCUUAUACUACCUACUGUCCUGUGCCUACCACUAUUCCCAUUGGCAACAUGACUUAUACCGUCAGCAAGGCUACUACUCUUACCAUCACCAACUGCCCUUGCACCUUGACCAAGACCGGCUGGUUCAAGCCCACGGCCACGCCUACGGCCCAACCCGUCUGCUCCGGCGGUGAGGAUUGCGGCCAUGGCGGCAACGGCGGCGGUAACAAUGGCGGAGACCAUGGGUGCGAUGGGGAGGAUUGCGGCAGCAACGGCGGCAAUCCUGGGGGUAACGGCGGCAACGGCGGAGGCAGCGAGUGUAAUGGAAAGGACUGCGGUAACAAUGGCGGCAACGGUGGCAACCCUGGAGGCAAUGGCGUCAACCCCGGAGGCAACGGUGGUAAUAAUGGUAAUAACGGUGGCAACGAGUGCAAUGGAAAGGACUGUGGCAACAACGGCGGUAACCCUGGAAGUAAUGGGGGCAACCCCGGAAGCAACGGCGGUAACCCGGGAGGCAACGGAGGCAGCAACGGCGGCAGCAACGGCAACCCUGGCGGCUCUGGUAACCCGACGCCGGCGCCCCAGGGCGGCUGUGACGAAAAGACCGGCGCUGGCUGCCCUGCUGUCCAGACUGCAACCGGUGCCCAGCCCACCGGUACUUCUGCCGUAGUUGCCGGCGCCAAUGUCAACGGCCUGAGCGCCGGAGCCAUGGCUGUUGCUGGAUUUGCCGCCAUGAUGCUGUGA